UCCAACUCUCAGUAUUUCUUCUGAACUACUCCUAGGUCUAAAGAUCAAGUGCUAAAUGAAAUGAUUCAUUAAUGUCCUGACCAAUAUGCAGUUCGCACUUCCUCCCCGGAAGAGCCCCAUCGCUCCUCCUUACGCCCGCUCGUCGGGAUUCUCGUUUCAGCGUCGCAAACAAAUCAAGGCGGUUGCGAUUCUCAGUGCUGCUCUCCUGGCUGUAUUCUUCUUCUUGUCACAACUAUUCUAUUCCAGCACAGGGACACCUGCAGCCCUGAUAGGAACAUCGGGGGUCGUUAUUGUAACCGUUCUCGAUCGUACACUCUACGCCAACGAUUAUCUACAAAAGAUUAUUCAGAACAGGGAGGACUAUGCUAGACGACAUGGUUACACAAAUUUCUUCGCAAAUCUAUCAGACUACGACUCCUACCUGGGUAAUGGCCCGCGGAGCUGGGCUAUCGUCCCCGCGGUCCGACAUGCGAUGGCCUCCCAUCCCUCGUCAAAGUACUUCUUUCACCUGGAUGCAAACGCUCUGUUCAUGAACCCGACCCUAUCACUAGAAGAGCAUCUCUUAGACAAACGACGACUUGAAUCCCUAAUGCGCAAGGACGUCCCCGUCGUACCCCCAGACAGCAUCAUCAAGACCUUCGCCCACCUCCGUCCCGACGAUAUCGAUCUAAUAAUCACCACUGACUCGGAAGACUUGAACCCUGGGAGCUUCGUGCUUCGGCAAGGCGACUUUGCCCGUUUCCUCCUUGAUACCUGGUUCGACCCGUUGUAUCGGAGCUAUAACUUUGCGAAAGCGGAAACUCAUUCUCUGGAUCACAUCGCUCAGUGGCAUCCAACGGUGUUGGCUCGAUUAGCACUUGUUCCCCAACGAAUCAUCAAUGCAUUUAGCAAAGAUUCCUCCGGCGCCGCAGUAGAUGGAACCUACAAGGAUGGUGACCUGGUUAUCCGGUUCUUUGGAUGUAAUACGGAUCCUAAGCGCAGCUGUGAACGAGAAUUGGAUGCCUAUUACAAUGUAUGGGCGAAGAGGUUGAAGAAGGAAUGAUUUAUACUACCCAAUAUGAAUCUUUAUUUGGCUUUACACCAUAAUCAGUCUGGGUUUGUGGAAGCGACGAUAUAGAAGGUAAUGUUCAUGUAUUUUUCUCUUUCUCUCUCUCUUUCCCCCACCCCUUUUUUUAGCCCGAUCGGCGUAAGGAGUUCAGGGAAGUUUCCUUUUUUUUUUUUUUUUUUCCCCCAUAGAGUGCUCUCCUAGGGACGGACCGGACCAAUUCCUAGGUAGUUAU
This is a messenger RNA of Aspergillus ochraceoroseus IBT 24754, 1280 nucleotides long. Its product is annotated as putative alpha-1,6-mannosyltransferase subunit. The transcript has 3 exons. Lineage: Eukaryota; Fungi; Ascomycota; Eurotiomycetes; Eurotiales; Aspergillaceae. The coding region runs from base 86 to 1042 and encodes 318 amino acids. The record is from RefSeq and is a predicted model, not a curated record. Gene Ontology annotation, cellular component: Golgi membrane; mannan polymerase complex. Gene Ontology annotation, biological process: protein N-linked glycosylation. Gene Ontology annotation, molecular function: alpha-1,6-mannosyltransferase activity.